Trypanosoma cruzi is the source of this 345-nucleotide messenger RNA. RefSeq lists its product as uncharacterized. The coding region runs from base 1 to 345 and encodes 114 amino acids. NCBI's taxonomy places the organism in Eukaryota, Euglenozoa, Kinetoplastea, Trypanosomatida, Trypanosomatidae. The transcript has a single exon. The record is from RefSeq and is a predicted model, not a curated record.
AUGCUAGCCGUGACGUGGUUAUUGUACAUGCGGCCACGCCACAUCAUGUUUACACCUCCACCUCUUGCUAGGCGCCGGGGUUUUUUUCGAUGUCGGGUGUGCCAGAAUUCUUGGGGUUCUUCGAAUGUGUGGGUAACAAAAACGACGCAGCGGGUCUACCAAGGCGAGUCUUGCGAGAAAUGUGGCACAACCACAAAGCCGUACUACGUUGGUCGAUCAGCAGAAACAGUUUUCAAUCGCGUAAAAACACCGCAUCCGGUGAAGGCCGAGGCAUCCAGCAGCCGACAUGGGAAAAAGUUAAGGCAUUUGCGGUAUGACUGGCGGGUGCAGCGAGGUCGAAGAUGA